Molecule: messenger RNA, 399 nt
Organism: Helobdella robusta
Lineage: Eukaryota; Metazoa; Annelida; Clitellata; Rhynchobdellida; Glossiphoniidae
Exons: 3
Source: RefSeq, a predicted model, not a curated record
CAGUUUUCAAAAAUUCUUUCUGAGAAGCACGAUUUCAGCAUCUACACUAAAGACAUUGAGUUUGUUAAUAACUGGUUUCCUGAUAAAAGCUAUUCAACAGUAGGUACAAUGCAAUAUGCCAUAGAGUUGGCUAAGCUAAAAAUAUACGUCCUCAUGCGAUUGGCCAAUUCCAAAAUGACCUUACUCAAGGUGACCAAUCACGUCGAAGAUAGCUCUGUGAAGAUAAGAUGGAGAAUUUUGGGAAUUUCCCACUCGAAAUUUUUUUUGAAGUUUUUCAAAGAUAAUUCUAAAAAUAGAAAUGGUGAUGAUGACGAUGAUCUAACAGAGUGGUUGGAUGGCUUUUCGACAUUCUACGUUAACAAGAAGGGGCUGGUUAAGAAGCACAUCAUGGAGAGGGUA